ACACUCUUAAUAAUUAAGUUGUAAUCAUACCGCAGACGGAUUAUCUUCCAAGCAAAAUCUCAUGGACGGAUUCAUCUGGUGGUGGGAUUUUGCUUAAAGUGGCCACGCGUUUUACUUUAGAACUACUUUUUCCUGAGUUCUUUUUAGGGGAAAGACCAGUGACCAACUCCUUUUUCAGAAGUUCUGAGCUUUGAAAUACAGGCACAGAGAGAGAGAGAGAGCAAUCUCCAACUUUGUUGUUUUGCCUCGUCUAAACCCUUUUGAUUUGAUUUGAACUCAUGGGUAGUAGUCUCUUCAAGUCUGUUUUUCCGUUCAUCGUUUUCUUCUUCGUCUUGGCCAUUUCUGAAGGAAAGCCUCAUGGAUUCUCUAGAGUACUCAAGAAAGAGAAGUUAAGUCACUUCCGCUUGUAUUGGCAUGACAUCGUCGGUGGUUCCAAUCCGUCAGCCGUCCAGGUCGCAGCAGCGCCGACUACAAACACGUCGGCCACCUUGUUUGGCACAGUGAUGGUGAUUGAUGAUGCAUUGACAGAAGGACCCGAGCUGAGCUCGAAGCUUGUUGGACGAGCGCAGGGGUUCUACACCUUGUCGUCACAGAGUGAGGUGGGCUUAUUAAUGUCCAUGAACUUUGCUUUCAUGGAAGGGAAGUAUAACGGAAGCACCAUCACCAUUUUAGGGAGGAAUGCAGUGUUCACAAAGGUGAGAGAGAUGCCGGUGAUAGGUGGAAGUGGACUGUUCCGGUUUGCUAGGGGCUAUGUUCAGGCUAGGACUCACACUUUCAAUCUUAAAACAGGAGAUGCCACUGUUGAGUAUAAUAUCUAUGUCCUCCAUUAUUGAUCUUCUUUGUUUCUCUCUUUGUUCCCACAUUUGUAUUUGCACUAUUUCCAGCAGGACAAUUUGUGCCUUAAGACUGUAUUUUUAUGAAAUUACUUUAUCAAUGAAAGCUGCUGAAACUUGCUUAUUAAUAAAUGGCAGCAAUUGGAUCAUAAA
This is a messenger RNA of Nelumbo nucifera (sacred lotus), 986 nucleotides long. NCBI's taxonomy places the organism in Eukaryota, Viridiplantae, Streptophyta, Magnoliopsida, Proteales, Nelumbonaceae. The record is from RefSeq and is a predicted model, not a curated record.